CGUGAACAUUGAAAAACUCAAUUCGAGCGUGUUCACUGACGUAUUUCAUUUUCAUAACAGCCUUUCCACUGUUUGGAAUGAAUCAAUCGACAAUCAGUCAAUCCAUUCGCGGCCGAAUGUGAUGGGGGCCAUUCUGGUUUACAUAUCGAAUUUAUUUCAGUAGACUGUCUCUUCAGACAUGGCAAUUUACCCAAUUACCAUAAGCACAAAUCGAUGGACGCCUUGAAUGACCUGGCCUACCAACCACCUUUGACCACAUUAAAAACUCAAACCAAAUGUAUCACCCAACAAUCCAAUAAUCACUUCAUCUGGGCAAAUACACUCAGUCAAUAAUCAGAAGGACAACAACAAAAAUGGGGGUGACGGCCAACGGUCCGCCUCAGCAGCCUAGCUUGACUUGGCGCAACACCUCAUCCAUACUCAUAGGCCUGUCUGUCGCGGUCUCGAAAGGGUUUCUCUAUGGCCUCAACAAAGUAGAGACUAUAGGCCUGGAGAGGUUCGUUGAGCUAAUCGAGCAGAGGAGGGAUGUUAAAAAGCGCACAAAAGGCUUGAUAACCGUCAGCAAUCACAUUUCCAUUAUAGACGAUCCCCUGAUAUGGGGCGUUUUACCCCUGAAAUACUCUUUUAAUCAGAGCAAUCUACGUUGGUCACUCGCCGCCCACGACAUUUGCUUUCAAAACCCCGUCUUGACCACCUUCUUCAACCUCGGCAAAACCCUCCCGACGUACCGGUUCAGGCACUCACCACACGGAGGCCUGUUCCAGCCCACCAUGUCCGACGCCAUACGCAUCCUCUCGUCGGAGCAGCACGGCCUCAAGUACCUCACCCCACCACCAUCACCCAGCUCAUCCACCCCCGGUCCCCUCCUGCAGUACCCCCCAACCCCCUCGGACCCGGCACCCCCUGCCCCGUCCUACCAGCCUUGGGACCGCCAUGGCUGGGUGCACAUCUUCCCCGAGGCGUGCGUGCACCAGCACCCGGAGCGCGCCCUGCGCUACUUCAAGUGGGGCGUGGCGCGCCUCGUGCUCGAGAGCGGCCCCGAGCCGCCCGACGUCGUGCCCAUGUUCAUCGACGGCACCGACCGGGUCAUGCACGAGGACAGGGGGUUCCCUCGCUUCCUGCCCCGCGUCGGCCGGCGCGUCCGCGUCGUCUUUGGCGAGCCCCUCGACUUUGAUCUGGCCUUUGGUGACCUCAAACGAAAGUGGGACGCCCUCGUCGCCUCGGCCGCGGACGCGGCAGCAUCCCGCGCCGCCUCAUCCCGGUGGAGAGUUGCCUUCCCCGCUGAGACCGUCGACCUCGAACACGGCGAGGAGGCGCGCGCCAUCAGGGUCGAGGUCACCAGGAGGAUACGCGACGAGGUUCUCAAACUUCGGCACGGUCUCGGGUAUCCUGACCAAGAUCCCGAGAUGGGCUUGGCCGAGACGUGGGCCAGAGAGCCGGGCGUUGGCUAUACUUACAAAAGUCGUGUAGAUGGGAGCAAAGUAAAUGAGAAGUUGUGAAAGAAUUUGUUGUAGAGGUUUGUCGAAAGGUCAUUGCCAAACACUUCCGGGAAUAUACCCCCCCCCCCUGUAAUUAGAUUAUCAUGUACAACAAAAUCGCAGCGGCAACGAUGAGGAAAUACCUUUGUCAAAGGCGGCUAUUUUGUCCAAGAAGGCGUUUCUGAGGCUGCAUCUUUAUUUACUUCGGGAUCACGUCUAAUAUAAAUACAAGCGUCGUCUACCAACCAUGACAAGAAAGUUUAUCCAUC
Molecule: messenger RNA, 1747 nt
Organism: Pyricularia oryzae 70-15
Lineage: Eukaryota; Fungi; Ascomycota; Sordariomycetes; Magnaporthales; Pyriculariaceae
Exons: 4
Coding region: 354-1499 (381 amino acids)
Biological process (GO): cardiolipin acyl-chain remodeling; inner mitochondrial membrane organization
Cellular component (GO): mitochondrial membrane
Molecular function (GO): 1-acylglycerophosphocholine O-acyltransferase activity
Source: RefSeq, a predicted model, not a curated record